AACAGAUACUCUAUGCCCGUCACCCGAACAAGGAAUGGAUUUUACGACCUGAACCUUGAUCAAACCAACACCACUCGCUUUUUGUUCGGUGACGACGAGCCCAACCACCUACCUAGGGGACACACUCCUGACGACAGCUUCCCAACGCUGGUUCGCCGCGACGAUCAGAUUCACAGCAUGUCGGCCAUCAAUGGGCUUUCCACCAGCCAGGCUGGUGAUGCAGGCAAUAUCGGGAGCCGCCCAGCGUCUAUUCGUCAUUCUCUUGAUCUUAAGUACAUCUCGGAAAGCUCGAACGAGGCCUCUGGGGCUUCUCAGGCGAUUCACGCGCCGCCCAAACUCCAGAGCUCAUAUUCGGCUAACGAUAUACCUACGGUCAAGAACCCUGCUGGUUCUUCUAUGAUGAACGGCAGUGCCAAUAACCACGCCCAGCAGCAUUUCCAUAACCACAAUGCUAGCAUCGGCCGCAUUCCUGCUGGAGCAAUGCCGACCCGCCAUGCUCGCGAGCUGUCCAACGACAAUGGUAUCAACGCCAGCCGUGAUCAGGCCGCUGUGUUCCCGUCCAUCAACUCAGCCCUCCAAGCAAGUGCUGCUCCAUUUGGACCAACCAUGGCUACCACAGCUCCUCAUACCGCAACGCCGCACGCCACUGCACCUGUAUCCUCCCCUAGUAGUACAGCGCCGACAAACCCAUAUGGCGGUGGCUUUUACCAGCCAAAUGGCUUCUCAUCCCCCAGCACUACCUCUUCGCCUUCGUACGGGGCUCACUCGCUCUCUACUGGGAUGCAGCAGAUGAAUCUCAACGGCGCUGGUAACGGCAGUGCCUACUCUCCUCAGAGUUAUUCCCCCUACAGCAAUGUGCCCUACCCUCAGAACGGCCAGCCUCGCGAUAGUCAGGCUCGUGUCAUUCAACAUCGUCGACAACUUGACAACGAAGCAAUGUCACGGUAUCAAAACAUGCCUCUGGAAUCAUUCCGUGGCCAGAUUUACGAGCUGUGCAAGGACCAGCAUGGUUGCCGCUAUCUCCAAAAGAAGCUGGAGGAACGCGAAGGUGAUCAAGUUCACAUGAUUUGGCUCGAGACCAAUCAGCAUGUCAUCGAGCUCAUGACGGAUCCGUUUGGUAAUUAUUUGUGCCAAAAGCUCCUCGAGUUCUGCAAUGACGACGAAAGAACUGUCUUGAUCCAGAACGCAUCCAAAGACAUGGUGCGCAUCGCGCUCAACCAGCAUGGAACGAGGGCCCUGCAGAAGAUGAUUGAGUACGUCAGUACUCCUCAGCAAGUCCAUCUCAUCAUCGAGGCCCUCCGGUUCCGAGUUGUGGAACUCAUCCAAGAUCUCAACGGCAAUCACGUCAUCCAGAAGUGUCUUAACAAGCUCACUGCUUCUGACGCGCAGUUUAUCUUUGAUGCUGUUGGUAACAACUGUGUCGAGGUUGGAACUCACCGACAUGGCUGCUGUGUGCUCCAGCGCUGCAUCGAUCAUGCAACCGGCCAGCAGAAGCUCUGGCUGAUCCAGCGCAUCACCGAGCACGCACGAAUCUUGGUGCAGGACCCCUUUGGAAACUAUGUUGUUCAAUACAUUAUUGACCUCAACGAGCCCACCUUUACUGAGCCCAUUGUCGCCACAUUCCAGGGCUGCAUCAGCCAGCUCUCUCGCCACAAGUUCAGCUCCAAUGUUAUUGAGAAGUGCUUGCGCUGUGCCCAGGCUCCUUCUAAGGACAUGAUUGUGGAGGAGAUACUCAACGAGAUGGAACGAUUCCUCCGUGAUUCGUUUGCCAACUACGUUAUCCAGACGGCUCUUGACUUCUCUACCCCCCAUCAAAAAUAUCGCCUUGUUGAGGCCAUUCGUCCCAUCCUUCCACAGGUUCGCACAACUCCUUACGGACGCCGCAUCCAGGCCAAGAUUGCUGCCUACGAUAACCGUGGAAGUGCUGCCUCGAGCGGACAAGUCACACCCGCCGAUAACACACAGGGGCAGAUCCCGCUACGGCCGAGCCACAAUCGAGGGCUCUCUGGCACUCCUGUGCUGCCUGCCAACGGCAGCAAUGCCAAUGGAGCAGCGUCUAGUGUCGGAAGCCAAGGCAUACGCCAGCAGGCACCACCUUCUUUCACUAGCAGCGCCUCGAUGCCGGCAUCCACUACAACCGCCAGCUUGGGUGGCCCUGUCCAGCCUCCCCAGUUUACCCAGACGAUGUCUGGCAGCUAUAGCCAGGGACAUUCCUCCAACACGUCGGUGGAUGCUGGUGAGGCACGCUGGGUGUAA
Molecule: messenger RNA, 2256 nt
Organism: Trichoderma virens Gv29-8
Lineage: Eukaryota; Fungi; Ascomycota; Sordariomycetes; Hypocreales; Hypocreaceae
Exons: 3
Biological process (GO): post-transcriptional regulation of gene expression
Cellular component (GO): cytoplasm
Molecular function (GO): mRNA binding
Source: RefSeq, a predicted model, not a curated record